UAGUUAGCUUUACACAUAAUAUAGAGUUAUUUUAGAGUAAUCUUUAAGUGGGUAGCUUUCACUAGCCAUGAUUACGGACCCCUAAAAGCACUGCAACACUUCAGAAAUCCUGCGAUUUCUCAAAACAAAAACCAUGUAGAAAAGCCAUUUUCCUCACUACCUUUCACCGAAAAGCGCAAGCACACCUACAUUCCCUUGACUUUAGCCCAAGCAAAUAAUAAACACUCAAUUAAAGUACACAUCAAGACCCUUUAAUCCUGCAUGGUUUCAUGUGGCUUUCACCUCACUCCAGCUUUCUCUCCUUCUCUCUCUUUUUUUUUCAGAGAUAAAGCAGCAGAAGAAUAAAUCAAUGUUUUGGUCUGUACCUGACAUGAGAUCGGUUGUUGAGAACAGUUUAAUUUUCUUGGAACAGAGAAGCUACAUUGUUGGUGGGAUUGAUGGGGAUGGUGCAGGUCCUUUAGUGUAAGAGUACUAAGGCUGAACUUGCUGAAUUGGCUGAAUCUUUGUCAGUGUUUUUGAGAAGAUGGGUGUUGUUACUGUUGGAGAAUUGAAGCCUAGCAUCUCAGGAAAGAGGUCAUUUCGUCCAAGUUCUAGCACAAGGCAUGCCACUGAAUGGCCAAUAUCUGAUGUUUCUAGUGAUCUUACUAUUGAAGUGGGAGCAUCAAGUUUUGCACUUCACAAGUUUCCUCUAGUUUCUCGGAGUGGAAGAAUUAGGAAACUACUGCUGGAAGCAAAAGAUUCAAAGGUUUCAAGAAUAGCCAUCCCCAGUGUUCCUGGUGGACCAGAGGCAUUUGAGCUAGCUGCAAAGUUCUGUUAUGGAGUGAACAUUGAGAUCACAUUAUCAAAUGUUGCCAUGCUUCGCUGUGUAGCCCAUUUUCUGGAAAUGACAGAGGAGUUUGCAGAGAAGAAUUUGGAAACCCGAACCGAAGGAUAUCUUAAGGAAACGGUGUUUCCAAACAUAUCAAGCUCCAUAUCUGUUCUUCACCAAUGUGAAACCCUUCUGCCCAUUCCAGAAGAGGUCAAUCUUGUUAGCAGGAUCAUCACUGCAAUUGCAAAUAAUGCAUGUAAAGAGCAGCUCACCUCUGGCCUAUCUAAACUUGACCACAACUUCCCUUCAAAGCCUAUCCCAACCGUGGAGCCGGAAACACCCUCAGACUGGUGGGGUAAAUCCCUUACAGUGCUUAAUCUUGAUUUCUUUCAGCGUGUCCUAUCUGCUGUGAAAUCAAAGGGUUUGAAACAGGACCUGAUCAGCAAGAUUUUGAUAAACUAUGCUCAUAAUUCUCUUCAGGGUCUUGCUGUCAGGGACCCCCAAUUGGUUAAGGGAAGUUUCUUGGACUUGGAACUGCAGAAGAAGCAAAGGGUUAUUGUUGAAGCCAUAGUCAGUUUACUACCAACCCAAUCCAGGAAGAGCUCAGUUCCAAUGGCAUUUCUUUCAAGUUUGUUGAAGACUGCAAUAUCAGCCUCUGCAUCUACUGCUUGCAGAUCAGAUUUAGAGAGGCGGAUAGGCCUGCAGCUGGACCAGGCAAUUCUUGAAGACAUCCUCAUUCCUGCAAACUCACAUGGAAACAACCACGGCCCAAUCUAUGAUACAGAUUCAAUCUUGAGGAUCUUCUCCAUUUUCUUGAACUUGGAUGAGGAUGACGAUGAAGAUAAUCACCUGAGGGAUGAAAGUGAAAUGGUUUAUGAUUUUGACAGCCCUGGAUCUCCCAAACAGAGUUCGAUUAUUAAGGUAUCAAAACUACUGGACAACUAUCUUGCAGAAGUUGCUCUAGAUUCCAACCUGACUCCAUCAAAAUUCAUAGCACUAUCAGAACUACUUCCAGACCAUGCUCGAAUAGUGAACGAUGGAUUGUACAGAGCUGCGGAUAUCUUCCUCAAGGUUCACCCAAAUAUCAAAGAUUCUGAACGCUACCGCCUUUGCAAAACCAUUGACAGCCAGAAACUAUCUCAAGAGGCCUGCAGCCAUGCAGCUCAGAAUGAAAGGCUACCUGUCCAGAUGGCAGUGCAGGUUCUGUACUUUGAGCAAAUCAGGCUUCGCAAUGCGAUGAACGGCGGCCAUAACCAGUUCUUCUUUGGCUCAGUCAAUGGCCAGUUCCCUCAACGGUCAAGCAGCGGAGCAGGGAGCGGCGCCAUCUCCCCAAGAGACAACUAUGCAUCAGUGAGGAGAGAGAACAGAGAGCUGAAGCUUGAAGUUGCAAGAAUGAGGAUGAGGCUAACCGACUUAGAAAAAGACCAUGUCUCUAUGAAACAAGAGCUUGUAAGAUCACAUCCUGCCAAUAAGAUAUUCAAAUCAUUCACCAAAAAGUUAUGCAAGCUGAAUACCUUAUUCAGGAUCAGAGACAUUAAGCCCAUAGGUGGCAAGGCUAAUUCAGAAACUCGGUUUUUAUUCCCAAAGAGAAGGCGUCACUCUGUAUCAUGAUUCAUGAUUCAUGACCAUGUAUGUGUUGAUAAGUAAAAAAGAGUGUAAAGCAUAGCUAGUGUGAUGGUGUCUAAUGCCAGAUUGAUAGUUUUGAGAGUUGAUUGUGUUGCUGUGUGCUGAGUGACAACACUCCCUUUCACUUUUUAUGGAGAGACUUGAAGGCAGGCACUCAAUCAGAGUUGUAUUCUAAAGGUGUGUGUGAAGUAUGUGAGAAAUUUUUAGAACUUUGAAGUAGAUACACACAGCCAUUCAAGCAUAAUAUUUUUCAGCUGAUUUUUAGUCA
Molecule: messenger RNA, 2702 nt
Organism: Vitis vinifera (wine grape)
Lineage: Eukaryota; Viridiplantae; Streptophyta; Magnoliopsida; Vitales; Vitaceae
Product: BTB/POZ domain-containing protein At1g03010
Exons: 4
Coding region: 524-2419 (631 amino acids)
Molecular function (GO): protein binding
Source: RefSeq, a predicted model, not a curated record